This is a messenger RNA of Rotaria sp. Silwood1, 3093 nucleotides long. The record is from the annotation of a GenBank genome assembly. NCBI's taxonomy places the organism in Eukaryota, Metazoa, Rotifera, Eurotatoria, Philodinida, Philodinidae.
AUGUUCUGUGAUAAAGAAUUUAUUUUAAUUUUAAUAUAUUUAUUUCUUGUUUCUCAUAUUUAUUCUAAUGAGGGACAAUUUUCAACACAAAAACGUUUACAAUACAAAAAUCGUGUUCAACAAAUGUUUUAUCAUGCAUAUGAUUCAUACUUAAAAUAUGCAUAUCCAUAUGAUGAAUUACGUCCAUUAACAUGUGAUGGUUAUGAUACAUGGGGAAGUUAUUCAUUGUCACUUGUUGAUGCGAUUGAUACAUUAGCUGUACUUGGAAAUAAUACAGAAUUUGCUCGUGUUUAUACAAUUAUUCAAAAUUUGGAUAUUGAACGUGAUAUAAAUGUUAGUGUAUUUGAAACAAAUAUUCGAGUUAUUGGUGGUCUUCUUUCUGCUCAUCUUCUUGCUAAACGUAUGAAUGUUUCUGUUGAUUCUACAUGGCCAUGUACAGGACCAUUACUUGAUCUUGCCGUUGCUCUUGCCAAUAAAAUUUUACCAGCUUUUGAUACUGAAACAGGCAUUCCUUAUGGUACAGUAAAUUUAGUUUGGGGUGUACCAAUAGGAGAAACAAAUAUAACAUGUACUGCCGGUGGUGGAACAUUUUUAAUCGAAUUUGGAACAUUAUCUCGUCUUACCGGUGAUCUAAGGUAUGAGCGUACAGCCUUAAAAGCUUUACAAAGUCUAUGGUCAAAACGAUCAUCAAUCAAUCUUAUAGGAAAUCAUAUAAAUAUUCAAACAGGUGAAUGGACAGCAAAUGAUUGUACAAUUGGUUCUGGUGUUGAUUCUUAUUUUGAAUAUUUAGUAAAAGGUGCAAUUUUAUUUCGACAACCAGAACUAAUAAAUAUGAUGAAUGAAUAUAUAAAAGCAAUUGAUAUACAUAUGAGUGAUGGAACGGGAUGGUUUGUUUUUGCAAAUUAUCAACAAGGUCGAAAAACAAUGCCAUUAUUUGCAUCACUGGAUGCUUUUUAUCCAGGUUUGUUGACAUUACUUGGUAAACUUGAUCGAGCACGUGAAACUUUAUAUGCAUAUCAUACAAUGUGGAGAAAAUAUGGUUCAAUGCCAGAAUUUUAUAAUCUUGCACAACAAGAUUGUAUGCAAGGUAGAGAAGGUUAUCCAUUAAGACCAGAACAUAUUGAAUCAAUAAUGUAUUUAUCGAAAGCAACUGAUGAUGAUACAUUUUUAUUUAUGGCUGCUGAUAUAUUUGAUGCUAUUGAAUCUUGUUGUAAAACUUCAUGUGGAUAUACAUCGUUAAAAAAUGUAAAAGAUCAUCAUCUUGAUAAUCGUAUGGAAUCAUUUUUUCUUGCUGAAACAAUAAAAUAUCUUUAUUUAAUAUUUGAUGAAAAUAAUUUUUUACAUUCAAAUGGAGAAUAUGCUACAGAACAUCGAACAUCAUUAGGUUCAUGUUUUCUUGAUACGAGUUAUAUUUAUAAUACAGAAGCACAUCCAAUUGAUAUUGGUUCACUUGAUUGUUGUACAUCAUCAUCAUUAAUAGUUGAAAAAUCAUCGAAUAAAAUUGAAAAAAAUUUAUUGACAAAAGAGCAAAUGAGAUGGUUAGGAAAUUCAUUAUUAAAUCAAGAUAACGAGAAAUUAUCUGGUGCAAUAAAGACAAAUUAUAGUUUAUUAACCUGUUCAUCUUUAACUUUUGAACAGCGUUUUUCUCUUUAUGGAGAAAUUUUAACAGAAAAAAGAAAAGCUAUUAUUUGUUGUGUUUUUCAGAUUGAAUAUUUUUUUUCCUUGAUGUGGCAAUUUAUUAAGCGACAUCGUCGAAAACUUUUCAUUAUAUCAUUACUGACUGGAGGCGGUUAUGCAGCAUUCCGUUUUAUAAAUGGGAAAUUAGCGACAAUGCUAAAUGAUCAAGAUAAAAUGUUGACGGAAUGGAAAAAACAACUCUAUUACGAACAUAAUCGUGAUACAAGCUUAAGAACAAGUACUGAUAUAUUUGCACAAGUUGUACUUAAUAUUAAUCGUAGAUUUCAAUGUGAAAAUAUUCUUGCUAGAUUGUCAACAAUAUCUGAUUCGACAGAAAAACGUGAAUUAUGGGAACAAUUGAGAGUUGAAUGUUUCGCUCGUUUAUUUACUUUUGCUUACAGCUCAAGUUUUGUACUAGCUUUAACUGAAUUAGUCGUUAGUGCUUUAAGUGGUCGACUAUAUUCUCAAUCUCAAUUACAACAUUUAUCAAUAAAAGAUAAUCCUGUAACAACAGCAGCUGGUGGUGUAUCAGCAACAAGCAAAUCAUCUCAUGCUGAAUCAACUCAAGAUCAUAAUUCAUUACUUUCACGAGAUAUUCAACUAGCUUGUCUUGAUGUUAUUCGUUAUACAACAGAUGCAGGAAUGAAUAGUUUGAUUGAUGAUGUACGAAAAGCUGCUCAAUCAAUUCUUUCAAGAAUUCCACUUCAACAAAUGCUUGACAUAAAUGAUAUUAUAUGGUAUUUUAGUGAAAUUCGUCAUCAAAUUGAAAAAAAACGAUAUCAAUCAGUUAAUAAUCAUCAUCCAUUACUUAAAUAUGUUCGAUCAAUUUCAUUUCCAAUACGAUCAACACAACCAGCAACAACGACAACGUCAGCUUAUUCAUUUUCCAAUAUUAUCACGACAGCUAGUUCAUUGAUUACAAAACGAGUACAUUCUCCAUCAUCGGUUUUUAAUGUUCAACAACAAUUUGAAAUUGAAUGUAUUGAAAUGAUUGAAAGUGAAACAUUUCAACGUGUAUUAAUUCAAAUAAUUGAUCAAAGUUUUUCUAAUAUUUAUGAUGAAUUAGCUCGAGAAAUGGCUAAAACAUCACCAACAAUAAUUAAUUCAUCAGAAAAUAAUUUAAAUGAUUCAACAAUAAUUAAUGAAGCACAAUUACCAUUUGCUAAAAUAGUUCCUAUGAGUAAUAAUAUUUAUACAAAAUUAUCAAGUCAUCAUGAACAACUUAUGCUUCAUUUUCAGAGUCUUGCAUGUCGACCAGAAUUACAUGAAUAUACAAAAUAUGCAUAUGAUUUAUUUUCCAAUGAGUCAUUACAAUCAGCAAAUCAUACACCUUAUUCAUUUUUACCAUUAACAUCAUCAUCAUCAUCUUUACAAUCUAGUUUAUCAUCAUUUUUACAAUCAUUGAUGUCUCCAUAA